Messenger RNA from Suncus etruscus (white-toothed pygmy shrew), 1430 nucleotides. RefSeq names its product transmembrane BAX inhibitor motif containing 1 (gene TMBIM1). The record is from RefSeq and is a predicted model, not a curated record. Gene Ontology annotation, biological process: negative regulation of apoptotic signaling pathway. NCBI's taxonomy places the organism in Eukaryota, Metazoa, Chordata, Mammalia, Eulipotyphla, Soricidae. Gene Ontology annotation, cellular component: Golgi apparatus; membrane; endoplasmic reticulum.
GUCCCAGCCCUGUUUCAGAUUUUCCUCAGCACUUAAGCAACCAUGUCCAAGCCCAGCGCCCCACCUCCAUAUGAGGACCGGAACCCCCUGUAUCCUCCUGGCUCCCCACCAGGCUAUGGACAGCCAUCUGCCCCCUGGGGGUACCCUGCCUACCCUGCCUACCCACAGCCUGGCUAUGGUCAUCCUGCUGGCUACCCCCCGAUGCCCCCCAUCCACCCGAUGCCCAUGAACUUUGGCCCUGGCUAUGAUGGGGAGCGAGCGGUGAGCGACAGCUUUGGGGCGGGAGAGUGGGAUGACAGGAAAGUCCGACACAACUUUAUCCGCAAGGUCUACACCAUCAUCUCCAUCCAGCUGCUCAUCACCGUGGGCAUCAUUGCCAUCUUCACCUUUGUGAAGCCAGUCGGUGAGUUUGUGAGGCACAAUGUGGCUGUGUACUACGCAUCCUAUGCCGUCUUCAUGGCUACCUAUCUGACCCUCGCCUGCUGCCAGGGGCCCAGACGCCGUUUCCCAUGGAACAUCAUCCUGCUCGCUCUCUUUACACUGGCCAUGGGCUUCAUGACCGGCACCAUCUCCAGCAUGCACAAAACCAACGCUGUCAUCAUCGCCAUGAUCAUCACUGCUAUCGUAUCCAUUUCUGUCACCAUCUUCUGCUUCCAGACCAAGGUGGAUUUCACUUCCUGCACGGGCCUUUUCUGUGUCCUGGGCAUCGUGAUGAUGGUGACGGGCAUUGUUACCGCCAUUGUCCUGGCCUUCAAAUAUGUUUAUUGGCUGCACAUGCUCUACGCGGCUCUGGGGGCCAUUUGUUUCACCCUGUUCCUGGCGUACGACACGCAGCUGGUGCUGGGCAACCGGAAGCACACCAUCAGUCCAGAGGACUACAUCACGGGUGCCCUGCAGAUCUACACUGACAUCAUCUACAUCUUCACCUUUGUGCUGCAGCUGUUGGGGGACCGCAACUGAUCUGCACCAUACCCCCUGCUUGAGCAUUCCCGAGGGGAGGGCCCUGUGACUGGGUUCUGCCCACCCCCUUCACCCCACUUCCCAUGGUGAUGUGCUCCACUUGCUCUCUGGCCUGUCAUGGGUGUAGGCUUUGGAGUAUCCAGGCAUGGCCUGGGUUUCAUCACCCUGCUUGUCUGCAGCAGGAGGGGUGGGGGAUUCUCUCAGCCGGCCAGGAAGGGCUGGAGUCACAGGUAUCAGAGGAGAAAUGACUUGGGAUGCCACAACCCUUAACCAGGUCAGAGCUCUUGGUCCUGGCCUUCUGUAUCCUAGGCUUCCCCUGCUACAGUCCCUUCUCUCUACUUUUGGGGGGGUCUGGAAGAGCAUAGUAGUGCUCUCCUGGUCAUCCACUUGCUCCUAAGCUGUCUGGGGCCUCUCUAAAUGCCUCUGAGAGUCUCUAUUAGAGUGAGUCACUAACUUCCUAUGGCUCGAUC